UAGCACAGAUCCAGCGUGCCAGAGUCUUUGGUUCACUCUUGGAUUUUUUUAGGUACUUGUGCUGCUGGAGCUCCUGUCUCAGCCCAUUUUGAAAAUUGGAAUUCCCGCCCAGAGAGACCAAACCACCGAAGCUCUCAACCUUGGUUAAAACCCUGCUUCUCGUAAAUAUACCAACCAGUUAUCGUUUUGCUUUUCAGAUGCUGCCGAGUAAGCCAGUGAAAGCCAGACUGCACUCUUCCCGAUGCGUUAUGAAGCCAUGCAGAAAAUCCAAGCAUGAAUCCGGGUCUUGGUCUCUUUCUUUAGUCAAAAGCGAAGACGAGAAGGAAGAGCGGCCAGUGCCUCUAGCUAUACACCUCCCGGAAGGAAUGGCCGCCGAUAAUAAGCUUCGACCGAGAAGAUUCCCGAGCCUCUUCCCCGUUCCGCCAGCUCAUGACGUUCGGUCGUCGUGUAAAUUCUAUGAGGAAACGGUGCGCAGGAGCUGCCUGAGAAGGUCAUCGAGGCUGUCGGCGUUUGUUGGGCAGGAAAGUGCCACUGUGGGGCCCAUUGGAAGUGUGGAAACGGAAAGUGAUGAUAAAAUUGAAAAUAAGGACAGUAAUUGUCGAAUAAAUAAGGUCAGAACAUUUGUGGAUGAUAAGAGUCUUAGACGGUCGCCCAGAUUUCCUUCCACUUCUGCUGAAGCUCAGAGUGGAAGAACUCUUUCUCUUUCCAUCAAGAGGAAAAGCUCUGAAAGCCAAAGCUUCGAGUUAAAUGAAAAUACAGAAGCAAAAAUUAUGAAUGUUGAGAGCAUGAAAGUACAGGGUUUGAGGAGAUCUCCAAGAUUGACUUCAGCUUCACCUGAAACCAAUGGCAGCUCUUCAGAACCUAUGUUCAAAUCCUCUGAAAAAGUUUCUUACUCUAAAACAAGAUCUUCAGGUAAAGUGAUUGACAAGCUAUUAUGGCCCAAGGAUGUGGAUAAAGGAUCUGUGCCUUCAAAACAUAAUGGCCCUAACUUUUCUGGUGAAAAGCAAAGGAGAAAGUCUCCGAGGUUGGUUGCAGAGACUGAUAAUUGUGGUGGUAAUGAGUCUUUGAGAAAAUUUGAAGUUCAUAACUCAAGUUUUUCUAUUGGAAAGCGGUUAAGAAGAUCUCCAAGAAUUAGUCAGGCUACUAAAAAUAGUUGCAGUAAUGUGUCUAUUAAAAGAUUGGAUACAGAUGAAGUGGGCUUUUCUGGGUUGGGAAUGUCUCCUAGUUUCAUGCAGGCAAUAGAAAAUGGUGAUGGUGAUGUACAUUUUACAGAGCAUAGAAGGGAAAUGAGGAGUGAAAAACAGUUGAAAAUACCUUUCUCACAUUCUACAUCAUUGGCUGAAGUUUGCUGUGCUGAAGUAAACUCUUCUUCCAUUAGAUUAUCCAAUUCAUGUAAUGAACACCCUUCCAAGAAAUUUAAGGUCUCAGCAGCAGAUUCCGAUAUGGGAAAGCCAGAUGAAAAGUUCUCAAAGAAGAUCAAUGACUCGUCUCUUUCAAAAAAUAACAAGAGGAAACACGUGAGUGAUCCAAUAUUUAUUGGCAAUCCAAUCCCUGAUGAUGAGGCUCAAGAAAGGUGGCGUUGGCGGUAUGAAAUGAAGCACAUAAAAUCUAAGAGAAAAAGCGUCUCAUUGGAUGAUGAUGAUGAAGACAAGAUAGUUUGGAAUGUGGAAUGCCAUUAUGCCCAAGCUGAAAUUGAUGGAUGUGCUAUAAAUCUUGGGGAUUGUGUAUAUAUUAAGGGUGAAGAAGCAAAGGAGCACAUUGGAAGGAUAUUAGAAUUUUUUAAAACAACCGAUGGAGAAAACUAUUUUAGGGUCCAAUGGUUUUAUAGAGCUGAAGAUACAGUUUUGAAACAAGAGACUGCUUUUCAUGACAAAAGGCGUCUUUUCUAUUCGACCGUAAUGAAUGAUAAUCCUAUAGAUUGCAUUGUUUCAAAAGUUAGUGUUACACAAAGAUCACCUAAGUUAGGUUUAAAAUUGAAUUCUAUUCCUCAAUCUGAUUACUAUUUUGACAUGGAGUAUUGCGUGGAGUAUUCAACUUUCCGCACCUUGCCAACUGAUGAUUCUUUCAAGAGCUACAAUUCAUCAAACUGCUGUAAGGGGAUUUUCCCUACAACUCCUACAGCCUUUUCAGCAAAUAUUCCUAGUUGUGGAACUCACAAGGCAGAGCUCGCACUGUUAGAUCUUUAUUCCGGUUGUGGUGGAAUGUCAAUGGGAUUAUGCCUCGGCGCCAAAGCAUCUUGUAUUGAUCUAGUGACGAAAUGGGCUGUUGACAGUGAUAAGUCAGCAUGUAAAAGCUUGAAAUUGAAUCAUCCAGAGACACAUGUCAGGAAUGAAGCUGCUGAUGAUUUUCUUCAGCUACUGAAGGAAUGGGAAAAGCUUUGCAAACGAUAUGCAGUUGAAAAUGCAGGAAGAAGAUAUUCAUCAAGAUCCACAACCUCCCAAGCAGCAGGGAAUGAUGCCAAUUCUCCAAAUGAUGGUGAACUUGAAGUUUCCAGUCUUGUUGAUAUUUGUUAUGGUGAUCCAUGCAAGACAGGCAAACACAGUCUAUACUUUAAGGUGCACUGGAGGGGCUACAGUGCAAGUGAAGAUACGUGGGAACCGAUUGAAGGCUUAAGCAAUUGUCAAGAAUGUAUACAGCAAUUUGUAAGAAAAGGUUUCAAGUCCAAAAUCUUACCCCUUCGUGGCAAUGUUGAUGUUAUUUGUGGUGGCCCUCCAUGCCAAGGAAUUAGUGGCUACAAUCGCUAUAGAAAUGUUGAUUCUCCACUGGAUGAUGAAAGAAAUCGUCAAAUAGUGGUCUUCAUGGACAUUGUGGAAUACUUAAAACCAAAGUUUGUUUUAAUGGAAAAUGUGGUUGAUAUUCUGAGAUUUGACAAGGCUUCACUUGGAAGAUAUGCUUUAAGUCGGUUGGUACACAUGAAGUACCAAGCAAGGCUUGGAAUAAUUGCAGCUGGUUGUUAUGGUCUUCCUCAAUUUCGGUUGCGUGUUUUUGUGUGGGGAGCACAACCUAGUGAGAAACUACCACAGUUUCCACUUCCUACACAUGAUGUUAUUGUCAGAUAUUGGCCUCCUCCUGAGUUUGAGCGCAAUACUGUUGCUUAUGAUGAAGACCAACCUCGUGAGGAAUUGGAAGAAGCUCUUGUUCUCCAUGAUGCCAUUUCUGAUCUUCCAGCUGUUGCAAACAAUGAAGCUCGCGAAGAAAUGACAUAUAGAAAGCCUCCUGAAACUGAGUUUCAAAGAUAUAUAAGAUCAAGUAAACAUGAGAUAACUGGUUCUGCAUUAAAUGGUGCUACAAGAAUAAGCAACCCACUGUAUGACCAUCGCCCUUUCCCGUUAUUUGAGGAUGAUUACGCAAGAGUUUGUCUAAUCCCAAAGAGAAAGGGAGCAAAUUUUAGGGACCUCCCUGGUGUAAUCGUUGGAAAUGACAAUGUGGCUCGGAGGGAUUCAACACAGGAAAAAAAGCUUUUACCAUCUGGAAAACCAUUGGUACCGGAUUAUGUUUUUACAUUUGAACAAGGAAAGUCUAGAAGACCUUUUGCAAGAUUAUGGUGGGAUGAGACAGUGCCAACUGUAGUAACUUUCCCUCAAUGUCACAGCCAGCUUUACAUCCGGAGCAGGAUCGAAUUCUCACAAUCCGAGAAUAUGCAAGGUUGCAAGGUUUUCCUGAUUAUUAUAGAUUCUGCGGGACAAUUAAAGAGAGGUAUUGUCAAGUUGGGAAUGCUGUUGCUGUUCCUGUUGCUCGAGCCUUGGGAUAUGCAAUGGGCAUGGCGUUUCAAAAACAGAGUGGAAAUGAACCACUGAUGACACUCCCUCCCAAGUUUUCUCUUAGGACCAAUACCCAGUUAGCAAAAUCAUUGUCGCAAAACCCUUCUUGAAUUCAUAUGUUUAAGCACCUUUGAUUGAUUAUUUGUAUCACUGACAUAAAUUUUUUCUUGCAAGGCCAUGCUUGUAUCCAGGAGGUGAGCAAUUGGCAACUGGCAAGCUUGCAAUCUGAUUCUCUUGUAAAAUCUCAUAACUAACUGACUUUAUUUCUCAGAAAAUCUGUUUCACUCUUCCCAUUAAGAAACUCAUGAAACUUCUUUAGUUUGAAGUAGCCACCUUUGUUUGUAUGCUGAUUUAUUUCUGAAAAUUAUUAUUAUUUGAAAGAAAAAAAAAUUAUGUGAAUGAGAGAAAGAGAAGGGGCAUGGAUGAAUGCUCCCCAGCAUUUAAAGCUUGCAUUAAUUAUGAAAAAUGAAAAAUGCGGUAAGGCGUGCGUUUAUGCUA
Theobroma cacao (cacao) is the source of this 4259-nucleotide messenger RNA. NCBI's taxonomy places the organism in Eukaryota, Viridiplantae, Streptophyta, Magnoliopsida, Malvales, Malvaceae. The record is from RefSeq and is a predicted model, not a curated record.